GUGCUCGCUGUCUCCGUGGAACGACUUCUCAUUGUGAAGUUCCCAUUUCGAUCACUCGACACUUACAAUUCUCGGCAAAUCGUUUUCAUAUCGAUGUGCAUUCUCGUUGGGACGUUUCUGCUUACAAGCUAUCAUCAUGUAUCGCACACCUGCAAGACUUUUGCUGUGUGCUCAGGCACUCAGCUGAUAGGUGGCUGCUACUCGAAUGCGUUACCAAAUUGGGGAUCACGGCCGAAUCCCACAUCGGAGCUCACAAGGCAAUGGAUCGAGAUGUCCGUAUUCUUGAACGCUGUGUUCGCAGUGCUACUACCAGUAUUUGCCGUCGCGGUGCUCAACAUUUCGCUUGUUUCGACUUGUUGAAAAAGCGGAAAUACUCAGGAGCUGUUGGUGCACACUGUGAACACGAAUCCGUCGACAAGGCACGAGCAGGAGAGGAAAAUGACGCAUACCGUACUCGCAAUAGUCACAUGCUUCUCGUUGACUCAAGGGCCGUCAGCGCUGGUGUUCAUCUAUCAGCUACUCUACCCCUCCUC
This is a messenger RNA of Ostertagia ostertagi, 533 nucleotides long. NCBI's taxonomy places the organism in Eukaryota, Metazoa, Nematoda, Chromadorea, Rhabditida, Trichostrongylidae. The record is from the annotation of a GenBank genome assembly.